Messenger RNA from Vitrella brassicaformis, 3637 nucleotides. Lineage: Eukaryota; Vitrellaceae. The record is from the annotation of a GenBank genome assembly.
CACUGAUGACACUUGGUUAAGGGACAGCGUCUCGUCUUGUGGAAGAAAUGGUACAAUGUCGCAUAAAGGACGGCACAGUCUCACUGGCUGGCUAUACAUGUGAGUGGUCAACAAGACACUCGAUAUCCGCCAGACGACCCAAGGCAGAGAAGAGAGAGACACGACCAAUCAAUGGCUAUCUAUGGUACACAGACGACAGACACCCAUCAACAGCUAUAGCCCGGGAUGCGAUUUAUGUGGUAAAGCGGUAUCGAUACGGACAGGCCACCUACUACCGCGCGUGCACCAAGUGCAGCACCUCUAGCUCGUCAGCCCUCAAGUACUCUGACCCACCCAACACUGCAUAGCCAUAUUGAUUCCUCACUCCCAAGUAGCCCGCAGGCAGACAGCGGCUGUAGAUCCGCUGAGCGCAGCAGCACCCUCCCGGGCUGGCCAUGGACGUGGCUGCAUGCCUGGCUGACUCAACCGAGCAAUGAUUCACAAAAAGUGGUGUGUACAAGCAUCGUUCCGACAGCCAGCUAUGGUACAGACAAACAACACACCCAUCAAGACACACGCAGGAAUAGAGAGCUCACACACGCAGGAGCACGUGUCGAAAGAAUGACAGGAAGAUAUGCAUGUGUGACACCUGACACUGAGUCAGUGACACACGAAGGCCACACGAGAUAGAUCGAUAGAAAACACUGCAAGCGGCACAUACAGCCAGACACAACUCUCUCUCUCCCUCUCUCACUGCCCCACCACAUGCAGCACCUCUAUCUCAUCAGCCAUGAACUCACUCACCCCACCCAACAUAGCACAGCCAUCCUCAUCCCUCUCUCCCGUGUAGCCCUCAGGCACAUGGCCGGAGGUCCACUGACGGCACCUGCAGAUGUCGACGGCAGGCCGGCCACCCCUGCCAAAGCCACCCCACCCUAGACGCAGAUCCCCGCCGAUAUACACAUUCGCACCACCCACAAUCCUCUCCCUCCCCGCCACCACCACAAGCUGGCACUCUUCGUUAAUGUCGAUCUUGGUCGGUGUGGGGAAGUGGCCGGCCAAUGAGAAAUACCACAGAUCACAGCUGUAUCUGCGGCUCUUGGUGGGGUCGUCGGGCAGCUGCAGGCCGGCACUGAUGUACACGCCGAAGACAUAUGUGCCCCUGCGGAUGAUGAUCACCAGGCCGUUCUUGCUGGCCACACAGCGGAGCAAAUCGCUAUACGUGGUGCCGUCACGCGAUGACCUGAUACACACGCACACACGCGUGAGCUACUGCGCUGCUAGUUAGAAUGUGUGCUUUGCCGCUUACUUGUAUAUGAUGUUGAACUCCUUGCCGCCCAGCCAGUUGCACAUGGCCACGUACUGACCGAUUGUGAGAGGCGAAUCAGCCCAAACGCACUGGAAUAUCCUCACACAGAGGCAACAAGAUACACAGCCAGUCGCAUAAGCAUGUGCGCAUUGGAGCAGACCUGCGCGCGGAUUUCUUUGCGGAUGGCCUCCUCCAGCUGCACACCGAUGUCGGCCACAACAAGUGCACGUCUUUGUCUUUGUCUGAGUGUGUCUCUGUCCGUUCACCUCCUCUGUGUUCUUCUGUGCGGCUGUUCGGUUGGACUCGAUGAGCGCCUGCUGCUCCUGUAGCUGAACACACACAGCAACAGAGAGAGAGAGAGAGAGGGCAUCCGUAUGUCUCUCUGUGUGCCUUUCGCCCAUCUCCAUCUGACCUGAGUGGCGUGUUGCUCCAAAUCGGUGUCCACGUGUGUGCGCAGCUGCAUGCAGUGAGACGGCAGGAGGGAGCGUAUCUCGCCUGCGCUAAGCGUGUGUAUGUGGGACGUCACUUGCCUGGUCGAUCGAUGUGUCGGUGGCUCCCUUCAGCGCACGCAUCUCUUCGGCCUGCGUGAGACCAUUCAAACACAUAUAUACACACACACACGUAUGCGCCCUCAAGCAUUCAGCUGCGUGGCAUGAGUACCUGUGUAUCGACUUUGGCAUGGAGCGCCUGUAUCUGGGCUGCCUGCGGGCACUCCAGACACACACACACACACACACAGAUAACACGAACGAGCGCGAUGCCCAUUGGAGUGUACCUGUGCGCGCAAUUCCCUGCGGGUGGCCGUGCUCAGCUGCGCACAAGUGUCGGGGCGCCAGAGAAACGAAGACUGCACGUCUUUGCCUUCGUCUGAGUGUGUGCAGUUAGUUUGUCAUGUCACCUCGUCUGUGUUCUUCUGUGCGAUUGUCUGGUUUGAUUCGAUGAUGGACUGCAGCUCCUGUAACUGAACACACACAGCAGAGAGAGAGAGAGAGAGAGAGGGCAUUUGCGUGUAUGUCAGUCCGUGUCUUCCCCAUGUCGAUCUGACCUUAGUAGCGUGUUGCUGCAAAUUGGUGUCCACGUACGUGCUGUUGUCACCGAUCGCCUGCUGCAGCUCUGACGUCUUGGAGAGCAUCUCAGUGCGGGUCGAUUCGAUGAGGACUUUCUGGUCCUGCAGCUGCAUGGACACCGAACACACAAACAUCGCGUCUGUGAAUGUCCUCAGUGUGAAGGCCUGGUCACACCUGGGUGGUCAUCUGCUGCUCCAUCUCCGCUUUGAGUGCCGCCAGUCCAGUGGCCGUGUCCUGACGAAUGGUCGCCAUGGUGGUGUCAACGUAUUCUCGCAGCUGUGCGCAGUGGUCAACAGAAGAAGGCAGGAGUGCGGCAAUGUCAUUACGGAUCGUGCGUCUUACGUUAUCGUUUGACGUCUGGAUGGCCGUCUGGUGGGUCUGGAGCGCCUGUAUCUGGGCAGCCUGCAGCCACAUAAGUGUGAAUGAGCUUGAGGACAUGUAUCCCUCCUCCCACCUGAUAAGCAGAGAAUGCGGCGAGUGCCAACGCCAACAACAAGAAAAGCUGCACAUCCAUAUCGGACACGAGUACACACGACAUCUUUCCUGCUUGACCUGUUUUGGUGUGGAUCUGCCUCUCACCUGCCCACCGUAGCCCGAUGACGCCUUGCUUCUGACCUCCUCAUCGGCAUCCUCUUCGACGUCACCAUUCGUAUCAGCUGCGUGCCCCGCAGCCUCAUCCACAGGUGGCCCAGGGAGGCCAUGGUAGCUGCUCUGUUCGUCCUUGCUGUCGUCAUGGUGCUGCCCCUCCCACUCGCCCGCCUCACAAACGGCAGGGCACUGCUGGCCAGUGCUGACGGGGCUGCUCAAGAACGACAGCUGCAUGGCCGCGUGUGUGUCGUUGUAUGCUUCCGCGACAGGUUGCUCGACCGACGUAUUGUUGGUGAGAGUUGCCAUGGACAGGCAGAUGGCGAAGCCGGUAGUCAUGCACACGAGCCCAACCGAGACGACGAUGGCAGCAAACACGCGCAUGCCGAUGGUCUUGCCCCUGGCGGCCUCUUCUGCUCGGAUGAGCUGGUCUCCCGCCUCCUCGAGGCUCAUGACGCGCAGGGACGGCGGCACCAGGGAGCAAAGGCUGCGAACGAGAGGGAUGCGGCUAGUGGCUUCCAUGGUGCUGGUCUUGCUUGUCCCCUCUGCAGCGAACAACGGACAGCAAGCACAGGGAAACAGGCGGUUGUGUCGGUGUUCCUACUCUCGUGAUUGAAUAAUUCAUCGACUUGCCUGUUUGUUUGGCUCUCGGUAUCCUCUCGUCAACCUCGUCUAUGCUCACACAAGAGAUCUAAAG